UCGUGCUGCGGUGCCUGGUGGGGCGCAUUUCAGUGUGACUCCAGUGCGUUGUACCAGUGGACGGGCGGUUGUCAAGCGAAAAUGUCUACCACUUCAGAAUCUGAGCCAAACUACGAGGAGAUUUUUUCUGACCGUUUCACUUCUGAAGACAAAGAAUAUCAGGAGUACUGCCAACGUCCACCAGAUCCUCCACCGGUAGUUGAAGACUGGGGAAACAAAGCAGGUGGACACCAGCGAGGCAGAGAUUUUAGGUACAGACCUUACAGAGGAAGAGAUGAAGGGAGAAGCUGGUCAAAUGAUUACAGAUCACACCAGCACUGGCAGGAGAGAGGCUGGGGUGGCGGCGGCCAAAGGUCACACCAGCAAACGGGGAAUUAUAACUCGUCUAAUUACAGACACCAGGGUUAUCAUUCUUACCAUCAGAGACCCAGCAGUCACCACUACUAGAGGCACAAUGUGCUACCUCGGGGGUUGGGGGUGGGGGGUUUGGAGAAAAAAACGGGUUAAAUGUUGAUUAUUUUUCAACUCUGAAGGCUGGUGGUUAUUUGGAUGUUAGCUGAAAAUGGCCACUUCCUUUAGGCAUCAUAGAAAGUCAUUUGAAUGUUUUAGUUAAUUGAAAAUGAGGGAGUGUAGAAUUAAACUGUAUUGCUUGUGAUUUUUAUUUAGCAUAGGCAUAAACGUUUGUGUGCCCGUUGGCAGUGUUAACAUUUCAUGUACACGUGGAAAGCCAGUCAGCUGUCUGGUUGUCCAAAGCAGCGUAGUUAGUGUUGCUGUGCAGAAACGCAGAUUAAAAAAAGAGAGCUUUAAACUUUACAUUGUAGACAGUAAGGAAUGCACUCACCCCUUAAAAUAAUAUUAUUAUCGGAUCUUUAAGGGUGGUCCAAAUGAAAAAAUCAACCUGUGUGUCUUUCUAAAUUAUUCUUCGAAUUGCAUAGUCUGCUUAACGGCACACAGUGUAGCCAAUUUUUUUCCCCCUCUUAAUCCGAGGUUUUCUGUGGGCGCUUUCAUUUUUUUUUUUUUAAUUGUUUGCUAUCCAUGCAAAAUACAAAUACGUCAUGUUUGGUUCAGUAGGAACAUAUCGGACUGUGGGGUGGCAAGUCAUUUGAAUCCAUGCAGCUCCAUUAUUAAGGCUCGGCAAAAUAUGUUAAACAGUAAAUUCAAAAUUAAUUAGCCACUAAUCACAAGAGAGGUUUGGCCAACUGAUUUGAUAGAUGAACGAAUACCCGGCUCAGUGCAAUUAUGGUUGUGUGUCUGUUGCUUUUGAAAUGUGCACAAGAAAUUUGGAGUAAUUUUUGAUUACAUUUAAUGUUUUUUUUUUUUUUCUUCAUUAAGUUUGAUCAUUUCUUGUACUGUAUGCUUUUGUUUUGGUAAAUUGUUUUUAGCUCUUAGUAAAUGUGUUUUUCUUAAGUUGUGUUUUA
Molecule: messenger RNA, 1418 nt
Organism: Erpetoichthys calabaricus (reedfish)
Lineage: Eukaryota; Metazoa; Chordata; Cladistia; Polypteriformes; Polypteridae
Product: RNA guanine-N7 methyltransferase activating subunit-like
Exons: 3
Coding region: 82-447 (121 amino acids)
Biological process (GO): RNA 5'-cap (guanine-N7)-methylation
Molecular function (GO): RNA binding
Source: RefSeq, a predicted model, not a curated record